Molecule: messenger RNA, 630 nt
Organism: Nothoprocta perdicaria
Lineage: Eukaryota; Metazoa; Chordata; Aves; Tinamiformes; Tinamidae
Product: E3 ubiquitin-protein ligase RNF135-like
Source: RefSeq, a predicted model, not a curated record
AUGGAGGACAAUGCUCGGAAGAGAUUAGGCCACCUAAUGGAUGAACUUCCUGGAUGGGCCAGUGCUGGUCUUGCUGAGCUGUGGUGUUUGCUCUCGGGACGGGAAUAUACAUCUCAGAUCAAAAAUCAGAUUACUAAAGCUUUCUGUUGCAUGAAGGAAUACAUUGAAAGGCAGGAGAGAAGCACACUGAUGUUCAGGCAACAGCAACAAACAUUUGUAGGAGAGUCAGGACAGUUUUCCCCUUCCCAUCCUUCCCAUCACUACUUGCCUUUCCCAAGUACAGGGAUAUCUCAGUGCUUAGUAAUCACAGCUCAGAACAGGAAAAUAAUGUUUCCUAGAUAUCCCUCUAAUUAUGAACCAUCACUCGAGAGAUCCUGCAACAGCCAAGUGAUGUGUUCUCAGAGCUUCUCUACUUGGUACCGCUACUGGGAAGUAAUUAUCAAAGACAGUGAUGGAUGGGCUGUGAGAGCUGUUCAUGAAAUGAGUGGUAAAAGAGAUAAAUUGGAAAGACUAGUGCGUUUCUAGUGUGUGGAAGGUUCCCCAAAGCAGCUGUCAGCAUGACAUAGGGGUCAAGAGACAUCAUUGAACGAGAAGCCCCUGAAGGCGGGAGUUUCCCUUAGCCCCAUGUGA